Messenger RNA from Chrysoperla carnea, 1356 nucleotides. RefSeq names its product P cell-type agglutination protein map4-like. NCBI's taxonomy places the organism in Eukaryota, Metazoa, Arthropoda, Insecta, Neuroptera, Chrysopidae. The coding region runs from base 1 to 1356 and encodes 451 amino acids. The record is from RefSeq and is a predicted model, not a curated record. The transcript has 2 exons.
AUGACAUCAAUUCCACAACAAGGUCAGCCACAGCAGUUGGGGCAACUACAACGUCCAUCCACGACCACCAAAAUAUCACAAGCGAUCACUAACACAAUGAACUCCAUAAUUACAUCAACUGUUCAACCUUACCCAAACCAAAUACCACGACCACCCAUUAUCAGAACAUCCAUCACGAAUACACCAAAUACUGUAACCAUACCAACAAUCACGACCACCACAACCAACACGACUUUAAUCAGAACUUCCACCAACACCACCAGAAUCAUUGUAACCAACACCAUUACCACACCAGUGUCCCAACCAUCACAACCACUACCAUUACAAGAACCCACAAUCACUUCAACGAAUCCAGCUACGACAUUCACCACGAUCAACACCAACGCAACCACAAGCAUCAUCACCACCGUCAGCACCAUCAUCAUCACCACAAUCACUGAGUCAAACAUAAUCACAGCAACUCCACUAGCGUUUUCAAUUGAUGUACGACAAUCCGCGACAUCUCUUAAAACAACAACCGUCAUAAGUGAUUUAAGCUCCAUAAUAGACACAACCACCAAAACCACUGUCCUAACCGAAACCGUUGCAGCUGCGUUUUUUACUGUAAAUAUAAAUCCGGCUGUUUCACAGAUAAUUAUUUCUGCCUCGAUAACAACUAGAAACAAUGGAAUUAAAAGCUGGAGCACGCAUAUUGAUAAUCCGCUGAACACCACAAGGAAAACGUCACAGCAAAAUCGUUCACAUGAUAGUGUUUCCCCAUCACUAGUCACAUCCAAAUUACAAAAAAAUCUUAAAUACAAAGGUACUGUUAAAAUAUCACAAUCACAGGUUUCGCCGCAACAUCAAGAAUCCAUGCUACGCCCAACGAUUUGGUCUAUGAAAUCAGAUAUUACAGCACAAUCUUCAUUACCUCCGAUAGGUUGGGGUCCAGGUAAAAUACCACCAAUACCAGCAAUACCAUAUGUACCAAAAGGCUUCGGCGGUGGUUUAAUACCACCAAUUCCGCAACCUCCAUUGCCUCCUCAGUUGGCUCAGGCUAAAUUGCUUAGUAGACAAUCACCAGCAGCAAAUCCUGUUCAACUACCACAAAUACCGCAAAUUUCACAAAUUCCACUAGGUUUGGGUGUCGGUAUUGAUGAAUUUAUACCAAUACCCCAACCUCCAUUACCGCAAGCCCUAAUGGGAGGCUCUAAUAGUCUCCAGAAGCAGUCCCCAGGAGGUGAAGGUCCGUAUCAAAUAUCACAAAUACCACAAGUUCCAAUAGGCUUGGGUUUUGGUAUGGACGGUUUAAUACCACCAAUACCUCAACCACCAAUACCUCCUGCGAUAAUACGUUCAAAUAAAUCUAGCACAUAG